Messenger RNA from Carlito syrichta (Philippine tarsier), 2798 nucleotides. Its product is annotated as PH domain leucine-rich repeat-containing protein phosphatase 1-like. Gene Ontology annotation, biological process: protein dephosphorylation. The record is from RefSeq and is a predicted model, not a curated record. NCBI's taxonomy places the organism in Eukaryota, Metazoa, Chordata, Mammalia, Primates, Tarsiidae. Gene Ontology annotation, molecular function: protein serine/threonine phosphatase activity. The transcript has 6 exons. The coding region runs from base 1 to 1839 and encodes 612 amino acids.
AUGGAACUACCUAAAGAAUGUGUGGACCUGAGCUGUAACGAGCUGAGCGAAGUCACUUUACCAGAAAACCUGCCCCCCAAACUGCAAGAGCUAGACCUGACUGGAAACCCCCGCCUUGCCCUCGAUCAUAAAACCCUGGAACUACUAAAUAAUAUCCGCUGUUUCAAGAUUGAUCAGUCUUCGGCAGGAGAUGCAUCUGGAGCCCCCGCUGUAUGGAGUCAUGGGUACACCGAAGCUUCGGGGGUGAAAAACAAAUUAUGUGUUGCAGCCCUGUCGGUGAAUAACUUCUGUGACAACCGGGAAGCCCUGUAUGGUGUGUUUGAUGGAGACCGGAACGUGGAGAUACCCUACCUUCUUCAGUGCACCAUGAGUGACAUUUUAGUUGAAGAGCUGCAGAAAACAAAAAAUGAAGAAGAAUACAUGGUCAAUACAUUCAUUGUUAUGCAAAGGAAACUUGGAACUGCUGGGCAGAAACUCGGAGGUGCUGCUGUCCUUUGUCAUAUCAAGCAUGACCCUGUGGACCCGGGAGGAUCCUUCACCUUAACCUCUGCUAAUGUGGGCAGGUGCCAGACAGUUCUCUGUCGAAAUGGGAAACCGCUGCCUCUGUCCAGAUCUUAUGUCAUGAGCUGUGAAGAAGAGCUAAAGAGGAUUAAACAGCACAAGGCCAUCAUCACUGAGGAUGGCAAGGUGAACGGAGUGACCGAGUCCACGCGCAUCCUGGGCUACACCUUCCUUCACCCUAGCGUGGUACCUCGCCCUCAUGUGCAGUCUGUGCUCCUGACACCCCAGGACGAGUUCUUCGUCCUGGGCAGUAAGGGGUUGUGGGACAGCCUGUCCAUCGAGGAGGCUGUGGAAGCCGUGCGCAACGUGCCCGAUGCCCUGGCGGCUGCCAAGAAGCUAUGCACCCUGGCCCAGAGCUACGGCUGCCACGACAGCAUCAGUGCUGUGGUGGUGCAGCUCAGUGUCACCGAGGACAGCUUCUGCUGCUGUGAGCUUGGCACUGGCGGGAGUGUGCCGCCGCCCAGCCCAGGCAUGUUCCCUCCCUCGGUCAACAUGGUGAUCAAGGAUCGGCCCUCCGAUGGGCUGGGCGUGCCGUCCUCCAGCAGCGGCAUGGCUUCUGAGAUCAGCAGUGAGCUCUCAACCUCUGAGAUGAGCAGCGAGGUGGGGUCCACCGCCUCUGACGAGCCCCCAUCCGGAGCCUUGAAUGAGAGCAGCCCGGCCUACCCCAGCGAGCAGCGCUGCAUGCUCCACCCGGUCUGUCUCUCCAAUUCCUUCCAGCGCCAGCUGUCCAGCGCCACGUUCUCCAGCGCCUUCUCGGACAACGGCCUGGACAGCGAUGAUGAGGAGCCCAUCGAGGGCGUCUUCACCAACGGCAGCCGGGUGGAAGUGGAAGUGGACAUCCACUGCAGCCGGGCCAAGGAGAAGGAGAAACAGCAGCACCUGCUUCAGGUGCCGGCUGAGGCCAGUGACGAGGGCAUUGUCAUCAGCGCCAACGAGGACGAGCCAGGUCUGCCCAGGAAGGCAGAUUUCUGUGCCGUGGGGACCAUGGGGCGCCGGAGGGCCAACGGCUCUGUCGCACCCCAGGAGAGGAGCCACAACGUGAUAGAGGUGGCCACAGACGUGCCUCUCCGGAAGCCCGGAGGCUAUUUCGCUGCCCCGGCCCAGCCGGAUCCUGAUGACCAGUUUAUCAUACCCCCCGAGCUGGAAGAGGAAGUCAAAGAGAUCAUGAAGCAUCACCAGGAGCAGCAACAACCGCCAGCACCCCCACAGCUGCAGCCGCCGCCGCCACGACACUACCAGCUGGACCAGCUGCCAGACUACUACGACACGCCACUAUGACCCACGCGAGCACUGUGUAACACAAUAAACCAGCCAAGAAAGACCGAGUGGCAAGAGUCUCCCAGGCUCACGUUAAACCAGGGGUUGUGCGCCACGUCCUUGUCCCAGACACUGUCCCCAGCCUGUCUUUGCAGCUAAUCUGUAGGUUCUCUUUCCGUUGGUGGUUUUUUAAAAUAACGACCACUUUUCUUCUAGUGACGCUUUACAGUAUGAUUUAAAUUUGCUAACUUCUUCCCCUAACAUAUCAGAUAUGUAAAAACAAAGAACAAAAGGUUUAAUAUAUUACAGAGAAACAGUUAAUGUUAAUGUAAUAUUUUUUAAAAUGGCUUUUUGUUUCGUUUGAAGACAGGGCAGGUUGCCAUUGCUAAAUGAUUUAAUAAUAUUGUAAUUCUCUAUUUCUUUGGGGGGGAAGCUUUUUUUGUCUUGAAAAUGAUAGACAUUUGUAGAAUAUGGAGACUAACUCCUAGGAGUUGCUUUACUCUGUCAGGUGACUUAAGUCACUGGGAUUCACUAAUUUUCUCUGAGAGAACAGUUGAUUGAGAAAUUUCUAUUGUAAAUAGCUCAGUGUUGUAUAGUGAUGCUUAAGAUGUUUUGUAGUCUUGGCAGAAGGACACAGCCUAAGUAACUGACUUUUCUCUUCCUCCCUGCCCACUUCACAACUCACCUUACUCCACUGAAUGAGGGCCUGAGCAGCUGCAGCGUUUCUGUCCAGAGAAGGUGGAUCAGACCACUGGAUAAGGACCUGCGCCCUAGAGGCCCUGAGCCCGGCUUCUUCCUCUCCUGUCCCAGCCUCUUGACUUUGACAGACACUUUUUAAUUGUGUUCCUUACUGCUGCCACAAUCAGCAUGGUUGUAUAGAGAUCCAUUAGACCAUUUACAUACCCAGAGUUAUAUUAAAGCAGAAUGCACAAAUGGACAUGUCAUAAUUUUUGUUAUAAUAAAUGCGAAAUUUCCAAGUA